Messenger RNA from Durusdinium trenchii, 1224 nucleotides. NCBI's taxonomy places the organism in Eukaryota, Dinophyceae, Suessiales, Symbiodiniaceae. The record is from the annotation of a GenBank genome assembly.
AUGGACACACCUGCGGCGAGCACGGAGAAAGAGGCUGCACCCAAGCCAGCCACAUCUCCAGAGGCCCCGAAGGCGUCUCCCGCGGGCGACGAGGACGACGAGAUCGUUGGCUUUGGCAUCCCAGCAGAUCGAUCCCUGCUUCGUUUCGAUCAGCUACGGAAACACGCGCGUUACUUGGUUGGUGAAACCGUAGGGUCAUGGUACUCGGAGAAGAAUCCGGUGCUGCAAAUGUCUUGGGGAUGUGAAGAGGGUCCCUCCCUGGCUUUUCAUCCGAAGAUUCUUCCCCAGAAGUCGGGAAGCGGUUGGUCUCCGGAGCUGGACACCUGGAAGUUCGGCAUCGCAUCGAAGAGUGGAACACUUGGAUUCGCUUCGCUCACGGUGUGGAGCACGGGUCCACCGAGGCACGGGUUCACCAGUCCCUGCCCGGCUCGACGGUCGCCCAGAAGCGGAGUGCGCGAGUUCGAACGCGCCAUGGGCUGUGGUGCCAGCGCAGAGAAGAAGGCGGAGGAGCCUCCCGCCACGGACUCCUCCGCCGCGCCGGCCGCGGCGUCCGCGGCGUCCCCGGCGGCGGAAGCGGCGGAGUCCAAGGCUGAGGAGCCGAAGGCGGAGCUGACCAGCACAACAGAUGGAAAGGAGGUGCCAAUGGAGCAGAAGGUGCAGCUCGCCGCAGCACCCCAGGCCGAAAGUUCGGCGCCAGCGAAUCCGUGUACAGCAGCACCAGAGAUGCUUGAGGCAAUGCAAAAGUUGGUGGAUGCCACUGCGCAGGAGCAGAAGGGCUUGAAGGCGCCACCCCAAAAAGACCAAGCGAAGCCUGCAGAAGCUGUGCAAGAGGUCCUGAAAGUGCAGAAUGCACAGAUGCAGCACCGCUACGACCACUUUGCCGCGGACCUCCACCGGAACUUUGGCAGCAGCAUCGCCCGGCAUGUGGUGCUCACUGACGACCUGGGGCCUGCCGAGCUGCGAAAGGAAAUCAAUGAGAUGUAUCUCUUCCACGGCACCUCCCCGACGGAGGCGAAGCAGAUCGCCAGCAGCGAUUUCGACUUCAAGGAGGAAGCAGGCCAUGUGAGAACGACCUUCGGUUUGGGCUUGCACCUUCCAGAAGCCGCCGGGCGAGCGCAUGAGAACAGCAAGGUGGAGGAUAGCUUGCGAGCCCUCUUGCUGGUGAAGGCGGUGGGAGGGAACGUGCACACGGCCGUGGCAGAAUCAAGAGUUUACAGAGUCUGA